UCCAUGCUACUCCCGAAUCCCGACGCAAAUUCAGCUAUCCGCACUUAACAAGUUCACGCUCACAUUCCGAACGGGAAGCGGCAGCCGCCCGACUCGAAGAAUUUUCCAUGGUGGUGCGUUGGUGACAAAUUCGAGAGCCGCGUGUGGUCAGUCAACCCCCGUGGUAUCGGAGAGGCUCCGAAAGAAACAUGAACCCACGCGACAUACGGAGGUCUCGGAAGGUGCCUAAUUUUGCCGUCAUAACGCCGUAACUUCCAUGCAAGGUACGGAUCCGACAUGUUCGUGCUAUUUCGACCUGUCAUCCAACUUGAAAACUCCACUAUCAGUAGGGUAUCCAUCCGUAUGCGAACCAAAAACUCUGCGAAUCUCCCCCACCCCAUAGUUCAUCGAGUCGAAAACAUCGUGAACUUCAGAGUGAGAAAAAAAAAAAGAAGAAAAAAAAAAAGGCCCCAUGUCUCGAAUCUCGGUGAGGCCUUACGCAAUAGCCACGGUUUGAGUAAAAAGCCCAAGCCCGUCUCCAUACUCCAUAAAGGCCCCCUCCGAUCGUCCCAAAAUCUGGCACCCCCUUCCCUGGGCGACCACAGCGGGCCGCGCAAGUCUUCUGGCCCCCGAAGUUUUUUUGAGUGUAAGACGCGAGGGGAGAGAGUCAUGUUCGUGGUCUUCAAAUCUUCAGUGCGUCGUCGGUGCACGUUCCUUCGAUAUGCCUUCCAGACCUGCUCUACUCUAGGCCAUGGGCUACCUGCAAUCAAAAUCGCCUCACUCGUAGCGAGCCCGUCAUCGUGUGGCAAUGGACGGAGACAGAUGGCCCUGUAUCGUAAGGUAUGCCUUCUUCCCAUCUGAGCGCAACCACCAAAAGACCAUUUGCAACCUACAACGACGAUACCUUUACGUACAUGU
This is a messenger RNA of Colletotrichum phormii, 897 nucleotides long. RefSeq lists its product as uncharacterized. The coding region runs from base 277 to 840 and encodes 187 amino acids. NCBI's taxonomy places the organism in Eukaryota, Fungi, Ascomycota, Sordariomycetes, Glomerellales, Glomerellaceae. The record is from RefSeq and is a predicted model, not a curated record. The transcript is spliced from 2 exons.